UUAGAGCUCAUACUCGGCAAGGCUUACCUGCCCGCUUACCAAUGAUGGUGAAACAUGUCACAUUGAUAAGGGCUCGCGAACUCGGUGAACUCACUUUCAACCUCCGUGCAUAGCCUCGAUUGUAGUUUGCACAUACAGUAAAACGUCAGUUACCUAAAGAGUAUCCAGGCAAGGUCACAUUACUGUCUAGACUCCGAGGCUAAAGUGUCGCGCAGCACACCGAUGGAAGAGUCGCCCGCCGCAUCCCUGGGCGAUGUGCUCAAUUGGCGGUCGCUGCGAUGGAACGACGGCUGUACCUAUGACGGCCUUGAGGCGCGCGGCGCCUGCGAGUCUCACGGCGUGGUGACGCGGCCUGGCCGGAGGGAGCGCUACGAGGGAGAGCUGGUCGGCAGCCGGCCGCACGGCCACGGCGCCUACCGCUGGCGGGACGGCACAUGAGUGACAUCCGUCCGGGAUACCUGGGUGUCUUUCAGAUGGCUGUAUCGCGGCGAGUGGUACGCGGGCCACAUGCACGGCUGCGGCGUGCUCAUCUGGCGGGAUGCACAAGGCGAGGUGCAGGCGCAGGUGGGCUUGAGUGAUUGCUUGGACGUGCGUUCGCGUGUGUAUCGUACUCGGCUGUGUCUGUGUGUGUUCGCGUGGUGUCGCACAUGCACACGGCCGUGUGGCCGUAUGUAUGGCUAGCGUAAGAGUGCGG
Messenger RNA from Chlamydomonas reinhardtii, 694 nucleotides. RefSeq lists its product as uncharacterized. Bases 223 to 438 code for a protein of 71 amino acids. Lineage: Eukaryota; Viridiplantae; Chlorophyta; Chlorophyceae; Chlamydomonadales; Chlamydomonadaceae. The record is from RefSeq and is a predicted model, not a curated record. The transcript is spliced from 3 exons.